Messenger RNA from Microbotryum saponariae, 1829 nucleotides. NCBI's taxonomy places the organism in Eukaryota, Fungi, Basidiomycota, Microbotryomycetes, Microbotryales, Microbotryaceae. The record is from the annotation of a GenBank genome assembly.
AUGGCCCCAAACGCGAUCGCUCUAGCCAUGCAACAGAACCUCGAUGCCGAAGCCGAGGCCGAUCGUUUCUUGCAAGAGCAGGACGAACGGGAUGAACGAAGUCAUGGAACGAUUGAAGGAGGAGGAGGGGGAGGACCCAACUCUGCAGGAGGAGGAGGGACCGGCGGCGCAGGAGGGGAGGGUUUGAAGCUGAGCUCCAAACCGCUUGAGACGAGGUUGGUGAUGCAGAACAGUGGGGAGAAUGACGGCGAUGACGACGAGGCGUUUCGGAGAGAGUUGGACGAGUUGGAGAGGGAAGAGAGCAUGAUGCCUUCGAGUGCGGUCGCGACACCGGCGGUCAGUACGAGGUUCAGCGAGGAGAUCUUUUGCAGUACACACAACUAACAAGUUGGGACGGGUUCAUAGGUACGACGGAUGCAUCCGGCACCUGUCAUCGCCGUCUGGAUCUUCUUGUCGUCGUCCGUCAUCCUCUUCAAUGCUCGGAUCCUGGGUCGGUCCCCUCUCUGCGGUCCAGCGCGCUUGUAGGACAUUCUACCAUGGAUUCUGAACGUAGUUUUACCACCUCACAGGCAAGAAGGAAGGUGACUUUAACUUCCCUUACCCCAUCUUCCUGACGACCGUGCACCUCCUCUACGCGACGAUCGGCACCCGAGUCCUCGCUCGCUUCACCCAUCUCUUGGACGGUCUGCAAAACAUCAACAUGACCUGGGACCAAUACACGCGCAACAUACUCCCCAUCGGAGCCUUGUUCUCGGCCUCGCUCAUCUUUUCCAACCUCGCGUACCUCACCCUCUCGGUGUCGUUCAUUCAGAUGCUCAAGGCCUUUACUGCUGUCGCGGUCUUGACGAUGAGCGUGAUGAUGGGCCUUGAGCAGUUCAACAGGAGAACGACCAUCGUCGUGUGCUUCAUCUCGAUGGGUGUCUUUAUUGCGAGUUACCACGAGGCCAAUUUGUGAGUGUAUCGCCGGGUUUUGGAGGUCGUCGUGCGUAAAACGCGCACUGACCGACGAACAUCUCUCUGUUUCAGCGUAUUCGCCGGUUUCAUCUUCCAAUCCUUGGGCAUCUUGUUCGAAGCGACACGACUAGUGUAAGUCAUCCACUUUCUAUUAACCUAAACGGGAAACCACUUCGAACCUCACUUCGAUGCUCGUUAACGCCCCACAGAGCGAUCCAAAAACUUCUCCAAGGCUUGCGGAUGGACCCGCUCGUCUCGCUGUACUACUUCGCACCCAUAUGCGCGGGGUUGAACCUUCUUCUCGUGCCUAUAUUCGAGGGGUAUCGGCCGUUUGAACUCAUUCUCGAACGGGUGGGAGGGUGAGUUACGAUGUAGACCACUCGAGUUGAGAUGAUCUUGAUGAGAAGCUGACAUGUGGUUUUGCGUGUUCAUCUUGCAGUUUCACCUUGUUCAUCAACUGCAACUUUGCAUUGCUGCUCAACAUCUCGGUCGUAUACCUCAUUGGGUGCGCGAGCUCGUUGGUGCUCACGCUUUCGGGUCAGUCUUCUUUCUUCGAGCUGGAUAUGGGUGGGACAUGUGUAUUGAUGACUGUGGUCUGUUACGUUUCGUCAAACCCACUCCAGGCGUAUUGAAGGACGUCCUUCUCGUCACCGGCUCCGUGGUGCUCUACGGAUCGCCCAUCUCGUUUGCCCAGGUAUGAACACAGGAUCCGUGUCGCCCGACCCAAGAAUUCAACUUGUGUACUGCUAAAACCUCUUCUGUCCAUGUAGAUGCUCGGAUACUCGAUCGCCCUCGGUGGUUUAGUCGUGUUCAAGACGCCGCCGGAAGUGAUGGCGGGGUAUAUUGCGAGGGUCAAAGCGAUUGUCGGGCGGUAG